Molecule: messenger RNA, 627 nt
Organism: Sinocyclocheilus rhinocerous
Lineage: Eukaryota; Metazoa; Chordata; Actinopteri; Cypriniformes; Cyprinidae
Product: regulator of cell cycle RGCC
Exons: 5
Coding region: 36-350 (104 amino acids)
Biological process (GO): regulation of cell cycle
Source: RefSeq, a predicted model, not a curated record
AUCAGUUCACAGCUCUGUUCGCAGAGAACCGCAGGAUGUCUGCAACAAACUGUUCAGAGCUGGAUCUGGAGCUGGGAGACUUACUGCAGGAGUUUAAUGAUGUUGUGAAGGAGCUGAGCACACCCCAGGCCUCUGAACAUGUGCUGAGAGAUGUGAAGAGACACACAGCACUGACUGAUGGAGACGAUUCAGACUACUGCAGCGAGGCUUCGCUGGUAAACAGCUUGAAUGCCAGUCAAGAGGAGCUCAACAUCCCAAGCAUAACCACAGCCCCAAAAGCCAGGCUCGGGGAUACCAGUGACCUACAGAGCUUCAUUGAAAACCUGGAUAGAGAGCUUGCAGAGAUGUGAGAUGACGGGACACACGUGAUCAGAGAGGACUGAGCACCUGAAGAGCUGGCAUUUAGCUUCCACGCAUAGAAAAACACAGCUUGAAGGCCUCAUUUCCCCCACUUCACUAAGAAAAAAAGCUCACGGUUUUGGAAGAAUUACCAAGUUUCUCAGAAGAUGUUUUAUUAAAAAAAUACAACAUUUAUAUGAAAAGCACAAUUCCUUGUAAGUUAUGAAGAUUUAUUGUUAAUAGCUAUUUUUCACUUUUUUUUAUGAAGAAUGUAAAAAUAUCAGUGCU